Molecule: messenger RNA, 2426 nt
Organism: Pseudopipra pipra
Lineage: Eukaryota; Metazoa; Chordata; Aves; Passeriformes; Pipridae
Gene: SDF4
Product: stromal cell derived factor 4
Exons: 7
Coding region: 239-1309 (356 amino acids)
Biological process (GO): calcium-ion regulated exocytosis
Cellular component (GO): endoplasmic reticulum
Molecular function (GO): calcium ion binding
Source: RefSeq, a predicted model, not a curated record
GACGUCGUUCCGCCAUCUUCCUUCCUCCUCCUCUUCCUCCCCCUCCUCCUCUUCCCUCAGAGCGCCCGGGGGUCCGUGAGGGGCCGCGAGGGGCUGAGGGGCGGCUGGGCCCGCCCGGAGCCUCCCCGCGCCUCUCACGGCGCUCGGGGCCGCGUCCUCCUCCCUCCCGAGCGCUCCCCCGAUCAUUUAACCCGCAGUAAUUUCGUCAGCCAGUAUUUUAAAUUAAAAAAAGGACAAAAUGAUGUCGAGACAAGCCUUCCUGUGCAGUUUGGGCUCCCUGUAUUUAUCCCUCCUGUUCAUCUUCCUCCUCAUGGAUGUUUAUGCCAGGCCUGCCAAUAAUUCGGUGCUCAAGGAGAAGGCAGCUGAUGGGAAGGAUGAGAACGAGAUCCUGCCCCCAGACCACCUGAACGGGGUCAAAAUGGAGAUGGACGGGCACCUGAACAAGGAAUUCCACCAGGAGGUUUUCCUGGGAAAAGAGAUGGAGGAGUUUGAGGAGGAUUCAGAGCCCAGAAGAAACAGGAAGAAGCUGAUGGUCAUUUUUUCAAAGGUGGAUAUCAAUGAUGAUAAAAAGAUUGGAGCCAAGGAGAUGCAGCGCUGGAUCAUGGAGAAGACGGAUGAACAUUUCCAGGAGGCCGUGGAGGAGAACAAAAUGCACUUCCGAGCUGUGGACCCCGAUGGGGACGGCCACGUGUCCUGGGAUGAAUAUAAAGUUAAAUUCCUGGCAAGUAAAGGCUUCAAUGAAAAAGAAAUUGCUGAGAAGAUCAAAAACAACGAAGAGCUGAAAAUAGAUGAAGAAACCCAGGAGGUUUUGGACAACCUGAAGGAUCGGUGGUACCAGGCUGACAACCCCCCUCCUGACCUGCUGCUGAACGAGGAGGAGUUCCUGUCCUUCCUGCACCCCGAGCACAGCAGGGGGAUGCUGAAGUUCAUGGUGAAAGAAAUCAUCCGGGAUCUGGAUCAGGAUGGAGAUAAGAAGCUCACCCUCUCCGAGUUCAUCUCCUUGCCUGUUGGCACCGUGGAGAACCAGCAGGCUCAGGACAUUGAUGAUGACUGGGUGAAGGACAGGAGGAAGGAGUUUGAGGAGGUCAUUGAUGCCAACCACGAUGGCAUUGUCACCAUGGAAGAGCUGGAGGAAUACAUGGAUCCCAUGAACGAGUACAACGCCCUCAACGAGGCCAAGCAGAUGAUUGCAGUGGCAGAUGAGAAUCAAAACCACCACCUGGAGCUGGAGGAGAUCCUGAAAUACAGCGAAUAUUUCACCGGCAGCAAACUCAUGGACUACGCCCGCAAUGUCCACGAGGAGUUCUGACCCUGCUCGCUCCUCCAGAGCCCUCAAGCACUUUCUGGCUUUCAAAACAAAAAAAGAGAGAGAGAGGGGGAAAAAAAGGAAUAAAUCCAAGCCCCCAAACCAGACAGAAAGUUCCUUUGCUGCUAAUCUGUGUCCUUUGCCUCUGGUGUGUUGUCCCAGACUUCCAACCUUCCGUCCGUCCACGGGAUCUUGCUGCCUUUGGGGUGAGGGGAAAGCAGGCCAGGAGGAGUGGGAAAGGUCCUGGAAUACCUCAGUUCCCCCUGGAUUGGGCAGGAAUUCCAGCUGAAGUUGGGCAGAUCGUGUUUGGGGGAGGCUUCUGAAAUGUUUCACUCGUGGCCCUCGUAGCUGCUGAUCCCUGGGAAUCCCAGCUAACAGGGAGAUGGGGGGUUUUUGGGAAGGGAGUGGCAGUUCCAAGGCAUGUUCUGACCUCCUGGGAGGUGAUAUUCCACUGAUCUCCCAGUGUUUUCUCAGCCUAGUUGGGAAUUUAAUCCAAGUUUUCCCCCCAUCACUCAAUUCUCCUUCAGGACCGUGGGGAGGAAUUCAUUUGAAAGCUUCCACAGAAGCUUUUUUGCAUCUACCUAAAAAUAAACCUGGUUGUAGCAUGCCAGGCUUUGUGCUGGGGGGAGAUGGGGGAGAAUUCAAAUUAUGGCUGAAAAAAAAAAUCAGAUUUUUGCUCUAAAAUGAAACCAAGGGGGGAAAGUUUCUAUCUUGGUCAGAGAACUCCCUGCUCAGACUGGGAAAAUCAGUUGUCUCUGUGCAAAUUGGAGCUGAAUUGGAGGUGCUGAAGGAAUUCCAGGAUUUGUUGUGGAACUGUGAAUACUUGGGAAGCCCUUGGAUCAGCCUGGCUCUGGGUAAAUCUCAGAGAGCAUCUUGGCUCACAUCCACUCCUGCAAAAAUAGAACAGUUAUUUUUACUCUGGUUCCAUCUUUACUGUAAAAAAAAAGAAAACCCCUCUUUCUGAAGGGUUCCUGCAAGUGAGAUGUUAUAUUUGAUUAAAUUUAUUCUCUUAAUAUAAUGUAAAUAUAAGUGUUGCCGGUUCUGUUUCACUCUUCCUUCUCUUUAUUCUUUAUUUUUUUUUGUUUAUUAAAUGGCUUGUAUAAGAGUCUUUUUAUAUCCA